Messenger RNA from Hymenoscyphus albidus, 2472 nucleotides. The record is from the annotation of a GenBank genome assembly. Lineage: Eukaryota; Fungi; Ascomycota; Leotiomycetes; Helotiales; Helotiaceae.
CCUUUAUGAGCUGGACUUUCGUGUUCUCUGUUCACUUCAUGUUCACUCAUUCUAGGGAAUUCAAACUUCAAAAUUGACUAAUUCUUGUACCAACGCGGAGCAAAACUCUACAGCGGAUCUCAAUCGAAAGAUGGACCCAAUACUAGGGACAGUGACGGGUGCUGCCGUGGUGGCGGCGGGAGCUUACCUUAAUGCAAAACUGUCAAUUGGGACUGAUAUGAAGCGGUUAAGGAUCGAACGAACGGUGGGAAACAGAAUGGGUGAUCGGAUCAAAGACUUGGGCGUCAAAUGUUCUUUCUAUGGCAUGUUUGAAAGAGUCGAUCCAAAUGUGGAAUUCUUGUGGUAAGCCCAAAAGCCCCCAUCUCGAACUAAUGAAGAAACUAAUCAUAUUUUAAUCAACAGGUUUGAACACCGCAUUUGGACAUAUGGGGAAGUCAAAAAAGGUAGACCUUGAGCCUAAACCCCACUUGACGGCACUGAAGCUAACCUUGAAAAAGAUGUUGACAAAUUCGCUGAGUUUCUGGCGAGCGAGGGCAUAAAAAAAGGGGAUUUCGUGGGGGUGUUCAUGAGUAACUCCCCAGAAAUGGUGGUUGCAAUCCUUGCCUUGUCAAAGCUUGCUGCUAUUGGGGCCUUGAUUAAUGUAAAUCUUCGAGGUUUGUAUACAUUAAAGUAUGGUAACAUUUCCCUGCUAACGAGAGUUAGACGCUACGUUAAAGCACUGUAUGAAUGUUUCAACAGCCCAAAUAAUACUCUCAACACCAGAUCUGGCCCAGUUCAUCGAGGAUGACGUACGACAUUACUCACUAAACAUGUCGUCGUUUAAUUCCGUGGCGAUGGAACCGAAAGAUUCAAUAAGGUUUAUCAACUUGGACGACUUACCAACCCCACAUGGUGUUACCCCUGCUGCAUCUUCCACCAUUCAAGACAUUGCAGUCCUCAUCUACACAUCCGGAACGACAGGAAAACCCAAAGCAUGUGCAAUCAAGAAUUUUCUGGUGAUGGUCACUUCUACACCUCUGACCCAAGAUCUGGACGAUGUCAAUAAGUACUUCCCUCUCCGGACAUACUCACCACUUCCAUUAUUCCACGGCACUGCCAUCUUUACGGCUUUGAGUUACAGUCUUGGUACCGGCUCUACCGUGUGCUUAGCUCGAAAAUUCUCGACGUCUCGAUUUUGGAAGGACGUGACCGACUCAGGAGCCACUCGUAUCUUGUACGUUGGCGAAUUAUGUCGAUAUCUAGUCAACGGACCCACAACGCCAUACGAUAAAGCACACAAGUGCAUCGUUGCAUCAGGAAACGGUCUGAGAGGUGAAAUUUGGGACAAGUUCAAGGAGCGAUUUGGUAUCCCAGAAGUUCGGGAAUUCUAUCGAUCAACGGAAGGAGUAGCGAAAUUCGACAACUUCAACACUGGUGCUUGGGGUGUCGGCAAAGUCGGAUUUUCUGGCCCAAUCAAACGAUUCUUAGAGAAAGACACAUAUAUUGUGCUCGUCGAUCCCCAAACCGAAGCUCCAUAUCGGGAUCCCAAGACGGGUUUCUGCGUUAGAGCAAACUUGGACCAAGCGGGGGAAGCUAUUGGGCGCGUAAGAAAUAGGGCUCUACUUAUUGAGUAUCUUAACAACCCCUCGGCUACGGAAGAGAAGAUUAUUACGGAUGUAUUCGAGAAAGGUGAUAUGUUCCAGAGAACAGGCGACUUGGUGAUUCAGGAUGAAGAUGGAUGGGUACGAUUCCACGACCGAAUGGGCGACACUUUCCGGUGGAAGGGUGAGAAUGUGAGUGCGGGAGAGGUGAGAGACCAUUUGGCAGAACUACCGGGUGUUAUUGAUGCUGUUGUGUAUGGAGUGAAACUUCCAAGGUAAAUGCCCCCCUUCGUGUGUCUAACACGCAAACCUUGCUAACGAUGCUUGUAGUUAUGAUGGCCAAGCUGGUGCAGCUGCAAUCACAUUAGAUACCCAAUCUGAGGGACCCUUCAUGGCGGGUCUUCACGCUGGACUCAAGAAGACUGGACUUCCAGCCUACGCAAUGCCACGGCUUGUAAGAAUUACUCCACAGUAAGUUGUGACAACCCGCCAUUACUUAUGUCUAUAGAGUAUUGACAUGGUAUGACUAGAAUCGAAGAAAAUGCGACCUUCAAGAAGUCGAAGGGCGAUCUGAUAAAGAAGAGCUGGAUUUCGAGCGAUCCGGGAAAUGCAAAGGAUAAGCUCUACUGGCUUAAUGGAACUGUGUAUGAAAAGUUGGACAGUGGGAGCUGGGGUACAAUCGAAACUGGAAAGGCCAAGUUGUGAAGAAGUCGGUAUUUGGAUUGACCUAGAAGCAAAUUCAGGAGUUGGGAAAAGGAUGUAGAAUGUAUAUCAGUCGCAAUUGGUCAUAGGUCACCAAGAGAUGUAAGAGUCUGUAUGUUUAGUUUGUUUGACUUUGAGCUCAGGAACUUAUGUCGAAUAAUCUUGAAAGCUACCUACAGUUGAAUUGCAC